Messenger RNA from Salvia miltiorrhiza (redroot sage), 1440 nucleotides. RefSeq names its product alpha-ketoglutarate-dependent dioxygenase alkB. NCBI's taxonomy places the organism in Eukaryota, Viridiplantae, Streptophyta, Magnoliopsida, Lamiales, Lamiaceae. The record is from RefSeq and is a predicted model, not a curated record. The coding region runs from base 195 to 1268 and encodes 357 amino acids. The transcript has 7 exons. Gene Ontology annotation, cellular component: nucleus; cytoplasm. Gene Ontology annotation, molecular function: ferrous iron binding; oxidative RNA demethylase activity; broad specificity oxidative DNA demethylase activity. Gene Ontology annotation, biological process: oxidative RNA demethylation.
CUUAAACAAUAUCCAUUCACAUUGUCGUGGCAAGAUUUCAUUGCAGGUGCAGCUGAACACCAAAAACUGCGCCACACCUUAUCGUCGCUCUAAUUUUAGCCCGAAUCCAACAUUUAGUUAAUUUGAUGCAAUGUUUUUACUGCAAAACCCUAGAGUAGCCAAAUUCCCAAUUUCAGUUUCUCUUGCUUCUCAUAAUGUACCGAUCAGAGGUUACCAGCGAAGAAUCAGAGCGGACAGCUUUCCGAAAAGCAGAAAAGAAAUACAAAAUCUAUUACGAUAGCACCAAAAAGAAAAAGCUAACAAGACCUGUGGAUUUAUCAGAGGUCAUAGAUUUCAAGUCAAUUUUAGAUUAUUAUAAUUACAACGGUGAACUUAAGGAUGGAGUUUCGGUACUAAAUUGUGAUUUUGAUCGACCUAUUUUCUGCUUGGAAAGUCGGCCAGGUUUCUAUUUUAUUCCUGAUGCCUUGAAUAUUGAAGAGCAAUGCCAAUGGAUAAGGGAGAGUUUGACUAGCUUUCCUCAACCGCCCAAUCGAACAAACCACAAUGCAGUUUAUGGCCAUAUAGAGGAUUUGUUUGUUUCAGCUAAUGAGCGGAGGGUGUUAGUAGAAGUAGAGAGACUUCCGGAUGAUGCUUGUAGUGAGCUUAUUGCUAUGCAGAGUGAUGUGUGUACUCCCCGGUACAAGUUUAUUGAGGAACAUAACGAAUCACAUAGUAAAGACGUGGGCAAAUCAGUUCCUGCUUCUGUUUUGCUGCGUAAGUUAAGAUGGAGUACUCUUGGCUUGCAAUUUGACUGGUCAAAGCGGAGCUAUAACAUUUCCCUACCUCACAAGAAGAUUCCUGAUGCAUUGUGCCAGUUGGCUAAAAGGAUGGCAGCUCCUGCCAUGCCAUGUGGUGAAGAAUUCCUACCCGAAGCUGCUAUAGUGAACUAUUUUGGAAUAGGUGAUAUGCUUGGCGGGCACCUUGAUGACAUGGAAAAAGACUGGAGCAAACCUAUUGUGAGCAUGAGUUUGGGUUGCAAAGCUAUAUUCCUUCUUGGGGGAAAAUCAAGGGAAGAUACACCAAUUGCAAUGUUCCUUCGAAGUGGUGAUGCCGUACUUAUGGCUGGAGAAGCUAGGGAAUGCUUUCAUGGUGUUCCUCGGAUAUUUACUGAUGCUGAAAAUGCUGAGAUAUCCCAUCUUGAAUCCCAGUUUACACAAGAAGAUGGUCAUUCGUAUCUGAAUUACAUUAGAACUUCAAGAAUCAACAUCAAUAUCAGACAAGUUUUUUAAUUGAUUUGUAGCAUGUGUCAAGAAAGAGAAUUUUGUGAGAUCAUUAUAGAACCUGUUCUUUAGCUUUUACAUUAUGUAACACAGAAUGCCGUUAGAUCUUUCUAUUGAGAGCUGUUUACUUAUGUAACUUGUUUUGUGGGUAGAUUAUGAAAUUUUCAUUAUACUCUGAUUA